AUGAACAGUCCACCGCAGCACGCAGAUGUCGCCUCCCUCCUGGCAGCUGCGGGCGGCCACCAGCCGCCGCUCAACGGCCGCGUGUCCAUCGUGACCGGUGGCGCUGGCGGCAUUGGCGCCGCUGUCACCGCGCACCUCGCAUCCCUCGGCGCUCGCGUCGUCGUCGGCUACAUCGGCGACUCGGCACCCGCGGACCAGCUGGUCGCAUCCCUCAACGCGGCCGCAGGCAGCUCCGGACCACGCGCGGUCGCGGUGUGCGCCGACGUGUCGGACCCCGUGCAGGUGGAGCGUCUGUUCGACGAGGCGCAGGCGGCGUUCGGGCGCGACCUCCACAUCGUGGUGGCGGCCGCCGGGUUCCAGGACGCCGCGUACCCGGCCAUCGCGGACACCGAGCCGGAGCAGUGGGACCGCGCCUUCGGAGUGAACGCGCGCGGCACGUUCCUGUGCUGCCGGCUGGCGGCCCGGCAGCUCGUCAGAGGCGGCGGCGGGCGGAUAGUCACCUUUUCGUCGUCGAACGUGGGGUCGCUCCGGCCAGGGUAUGGCGCGUACGUGGCGACGAAGGCCGCCGUGGAGGCCAUGACCAAGGUGCUGGCCAAGGAGCUCGCCGGAACUGGCAUCACGGCCAACAGCGUGGCGCCGGGGCCGGUGGCCACGCCCAUGUUCUUCGCCGGGAAGUCCGAGGAGCGCGUGAGGGCCGUCGCCAGCGAGUGCCCCAUGAAGCGCAUCGGCGAGCCAGCGGACGUGGCGCCGGUGGUCGGCUUUCUCUGUAGUGACGCCGCCGGGUGGAUUAACGGCCAGGUGAUUCGGGUCAAUGGUGGGUACGUGUAGUUUCUGCCGUUUGCUCAUAUCUGAUGUGCGUGUAACUCUAUUACAAACGAGAAGGUCCACUCGGUCGAUCUCCACGUUGUCACGUCGAUUUACAUGAACUAGAUGACUUGUUGCGCCAAUGACGCAAAAGGUGAGAUCAAACCAAGCAUUUUAAGAAUAUUAAGAAAGGUAUGAGAUCAGUUCAUGAUAGCAUAUUUACAUUGCUUUUAUGAGGCAAACUACAUAGGCAGAGGUCCAUCAUAUAGAAAGC
This is a messenger RNA of Triticum dicoccoides, 1078 nucleotides long. RefSeq names its product NADPH-dependent aldehyde reductase-like protein, chloroplastic. The transcript has a single exon. Gene Ontology annotation, molecular function: oxidoreductase activity. Bases 1 to 828 code for a protein of 275 amino acids. NCBI's taxonomy places the organism in Eukaryota, Viridiplantae, Streptophyta, Magnoliopsida, Poales, Poaceae. The record is from RefSeq and is a predicted model, not a curated record.